AUGUCAGAGAACCAAGGCAGAACACCGUCGACAAAGCUCAGCCACGUGCGACAAUGGAACCAACCCUGGGACACGCCUGACCCGGAAGCGCCAUCGGCGUAUCAACGGGACAUCUACUCAGCCUUGUCGAAGCCCAUCUUCUCGACCAAGCCUGCGCAAUGGGAGGCGCUCGCGAGGGAGAAGGUGCCGGCGGAGAACUUCGGCUACGUGUUUGGGUCCGCCAGCAGCAACAAGACCUACCACGCUAACAUUGAAGCCUUCGAUCGCUAUCGCCUGCGGCCGAAGAUGCUUGUCAAUGCCACGAGGCGAGACCUUGGUGUCGAGUUGUUUGGGACAAAGUAUAAGAGUCCGAUUGUGGUUGCGCCGGUGGGCGUGCAGAAGAUCAUGCACCCGGAUGCCGAAGAGGCUACAGCGAAAGCUACCAAGAAUCUUCAAAUUCCCAUGAUCUUGUCGACAGCUGCGACAAGGACUACUGAGCAAGUCGCGCAAGCAAAUGGGGACGGUGACCGAUGGUAUCAGCUCUACUGGCCGAAACCGCAGGAAGAAGCCAUCACCGUCAGCUUGCUGAACAGGGCCAAAGCAAAUGGCUACAAAGUCCUAGUCGUCACGCUGGAUACAUUCACUCUUGCAUGGCGUCCUGAAGAUCUCGAUCACUCGUAUCUUCCCUUCCUCUGGGGCGAUGGCUGCCAAAUCGGACACAGCGAUCCCGUCUUCAACGAGCGCUACGCAGAGAUGGAGGCGGAAGAUACCCGCUCAGUCUCAGAGAAGCUGGCAGAAGCCUGGGAUAUGAUGAAGCGACCAGGUACCCCUUGGGGCGCUCUGAAAGUGCUUUCGAACGCACAGACACUGAAAAGAUCGAGAGCAUGGCUUGAUGUGAUGAGCUCAGGGACUUACAGGGAUUGGGAGCAGCUUAAAAUUCUGAAGAAACUCUGGGAUGGCCCGAUUGUGCUGAAGGGCAUUCAGACCGUCGAAGAUGCGCAAAAAUCCGUCGAUUACGGAGUGGAUGGGAUUAUUGUCUCGAACCACGGAGGUCGACAACUCGACGGCGCCAUCGCCUCCCUGGACGCACUCGCUGAGAUUGGUGCAGAUGAGAAAGUCAAACAGUCCGGUCUGACAAUUCUCUUCGACAGCGGCAUCCGUACUGGAAGCGAUGUCUUGAAAGCACUAGCUCUUGGUGCAAAGGCCGUAUUGGUAGCAAGACCAUACAUGUACGGGCUUGCGAUCGGUGGCCAAGCUGGGGUGGAGCAUGUCUUGAAGUGCAUCCUCGCCGAUACAGACAAUAUGCUUGGCCAACUAGGAAAGCAAUCUGUCAAAGAUGUUGGGAGGGAUGAUUUGCAGUUUAGGCGGGAGUCGAAGCUGUAG
Zasmidium cellare ATCC 36951 is the source of this 1362-nucleotide messenger RNA. RefSeq lists its product as uncharacterized. Lineage: Eukaryota; Fungi; Ascomycota; Dothideomycetes; Mycosphaerellales; Mycosphaerellaceae. The transcript has a single exon. Gene Ontology annotation, molecular function: FMN binding; oxidoreductase activity. The coding region runs from base 1 to 1362 and encodes 453 amino acids. The record is from RefSeq and is a predicted model, not a curated record.